CGUUCAUCAGUUAAGUAUCAAAACCAAAUUCUAUCAUAGGAUAAUCCUAUCCUCAUCCAAAAACAUUUUAUCCAUUAAAUGAAGUAUAAUUAGCAAUAUCACUGCUGAUACCUAACCAAAACUUCACCAACCAACAAAUGACAGAGGUCAGCAAGGAAGCAGUGUGUGUGACUGGAGCCAACGGGUUUAUCGGCUCAUGGCUGGUCCAGACCCUUCUCACCACCGGCUACACCACCAUUCACGCUACCAUCUAUCCGGGCUCUGACCCAUCUCAUCUCUUUACUCUCCAAUCUGCCUCCAAGGCCAACAUCAAAGUCUUCGAGGCUGACAUUCUAGAUGAGGGGGCAGUUUUAAGGGCAGUGGAGGGUUGCUCAGGGGUCUUCCACGUGGCAUCUCCAUGUACCUUGGAGGAUCCUCAGGACCCACAAAAGGAACUUGUUUUGCCUGCUGUACAAGGUACUCUUAAUGUGUUGGAGGCUGCUAAGAAAAUCAAGGUGAGGCGUGUGGUGCUCACGAGCUCUAUUUCUGCUCUUGUGCCUAACCCCGCUUGGCCUCAUAAUAAAGUGUUUGAUGAGACUUCGUGGACUGACCUUGAUUAUUGCAAGUCUCGCCAGAAAUGGUACGCUGUGUCAAAGACAUUGGCAGAGAAAGUGGCAUGGGAAUUUGCUGAGAAGAAUGGGAUUGAUGUCGUGGCUAUCCACCCGGCUACAUGUCUGGGUCCGCUUCUCCAACCUUAUUUGAAUGCGAGCUGUGCUGUGUUGCAGCAGUUGUUGCAGGGUUCAAAAGAUCCUCAAGAGUUUCAUUGGUUGGGAGCUGUGCAUGUCAAAGAUGUUGCAAAGGCGCAAGUGUUGCUGUUUGAAUCGCCUGCUGCUUCUGGUAGAUAUCUUUGCACCAAUGGUAUCUAUCAGUUUAGUGAAUUUGCUGAAAGAGUUUCCAAGCUCUUCCCCAAGUUUCCGGUUCACAGAUUUGAUGGGGAAACUCAUCCAGGUCUGGUUUCCUGCAAAGAUGCGGCCAAGAGACUAAUGAAUCUGGGACUUAUUUUCACACCAGUCGAAGAUGCUGUUUCUGAGACAGUUGAAAGUCUUGAAGCUAAAGGCUUCCUUGUGCAGAAAAUGUCACAUUCUUAAGCUAUUUCUUCUUUUUUAUGUGGGUUGAGGUGAGGGACCUGUGUUUUGAUUACCUAAAGUCUCUUUUUGAUUCAUUUCUCAAUGUAACUAGUUGUCAGCAAACAAUAAAGACAUUUCCAUCGUCUGAUAAAUUAAUCACUCUCUUUCAUCAUUAA
This is a messenger RNA of Mangifera indica (mango), 1282 nucleotides long. RefSeq names its product phenylacetaldehyde reductase. Gene Ontology annotation, molecular function: oxidoreductase activity, acting on the CH-OH group of donors, NAD or NADP as acceptor. The transcript has 3 exons. Bases 138 to 1127 code for a protein of 329 amino acids. The record is from RefSeq and is a predicted model, not a curated record. NCBI's taxonomy places the organism in Eukaryota, Viridiplantae, Streptophyta, Magnoliopsida, Sapindales, Anacardiaceae.